This is a messenger RNA of Symbiodinium necroappetens, 287 nucleotides long. The record is from the annotation of a GenBank genome assembly. NCBI's taxonomy places the organism in Eukaryota, Dinophyceae, Suessiales, Symbiodiniaceae.
GUUUGAGACGCCGAAGCGGCCCUAUGGCGAUGGAUCCGUGGGCAGCGCCUACGAUGACUGGACCAGAGAAGGUGUCUUGGAGCACUACUGGGGAGAGCACAUCCACAUGGGCUCAUACACUCCGAUGGAGAAGCAGAGUGGCUACCGCAAGAAGGAUCCCUUCUUCCUGGCCCUCUUCCGGGCGACCUUUGGCCGUCUCAAGGACUUCAAGGAGGCAAAGAUAGACUUCACGAACGAAAUGAUCGACUGGAGCCGUGCGAAAGCACCGAAGAAGAUCUUGGACGUAG